Molecule: messenger RNA, 694 nt
Organism: Microcebus murinus (gray mouse lemur)
Lineage: Eukaryota; Metazoa; Chordata; Mammalia; Primates; Cheirogaleidae
Source: RefSeq, a predicted model, not a curated record
AUGGAGGCCAGGCGCAGCUCCGUGCCUGGGCUGGCGCCGCCGGCCUCUAAGCCCCCGCGCCGGCCGGCCAACACAAACACCCCGAUCCCCCUGAACUCGCUGAAAGGAGCUGGGUUGGCACGAAAGAAUGUCACGUUGGGUACUGUGACAGGUACCUGGGGCCUGAAGAAGGUGAGUUCAUUAAUCAGGUUGUAUUUCAAGCCAGAAGAGGAAUGUCCUCCAUGGACAAGAUUUAACGGCUCUGUCGCCCGGGGCCACGUGGACUCCUCGAGGCAGUGGUGUCAGGCAUGCAAGGCAAGUCGGGGCACGAGUGACCUCUCGGCGGCUAAUGGAACGUUUACCCCUUCUCAGAAUCCAUGCUUACAGCUCAGAAGAGGGAGAGAGAGGGGGAGCAAGAAGAUGGCACCAGAAAUUGUGUGGUUCCAACCAAACUGCAAGGGAUGCUGGGAAUGCAGCCCUCCUGCAUGGGGGGAAGAGGAAGCAGGUUUGAACGGAGUCUGUGGGCAACCUUUACUUUUUCGGGACAUAAACCGUGAGAAUGGCACGAACCUUUUCUGUUUUCUGAUCGUCAUUUGGACUCAGCCUCACAUUCCUCUGCCCUCAACGUGUGUACUGGGCCUGAUAUUAUUAAUAGUAGGAUAAUCAAAUACAGUCCCCAAACAACAAUAAAGUGUGGCAGUAAGGCUGUUUGAUU